AUGCCCUCACACUUCCCUUUUCCUUCACUUCCCAUGGAACUGCAGUAUGAAAUUCUAACUGAGCUUAACGCACAAGACCUCCAAACUGUCAAAGCUUUUGGACUUGAUCCCCAGGCCUUCCGUGACGCUAUGAAGCAAUACAACGCCAUUAUUGCUGGUUCCGCCGCCCUUGCUGAGUACCGUCGCUGA
Molecule: messenger RNA, 189 nt
Organism: Coprinopsis cinerea okayama7#130
Lineage: Eukaryota; Fungi; Basidiomycota; Agaricomycetes; Agaricales; Psathyrellaceae
Exons: 3
Coding region: 1-189 (62 amino acids)
Source: RefSeq, a predicted model, not a curated record